AACACCAGGCACCAGCACCCAGGUCCGUCCCCAUGCCCCCGAGUGGUAAUCUGUGGAGUUCUUGUCGUCCUGUUGCUUGUAGUACUAGUAGUAUCCAGCGGCCGCUGCAUGCGCCGUUUUGUUCACGAUGGCUGCACAGAGAAUGGCUGUGAAUCUCUACUACGAUAUCACCUCGCCUUACAGCUGGUUAGCGUUCGAGGUGCUGUGCCGCUAUCGUGAUCUCUGGCAGAUGGACUUGAAGCUGCAACCAGUGUUUCUAUCUGGCAUUAGAAAUAUCACUGGCAAUCAGCUGAAGAACGUACCGCCCCAGCGUGCCAACUAUGUAGUCAAGGACCUGAAGAGGCUUGCAGAACUCAUGGAUGUGCCAUUAGUUAUGAAAUCCGAAUGCUGGCAGUAUACCAUGACACAGGGAACUCUGCCCGUUCAGCGUUUCCUGACAGCCAUGGCUCAGCACUGUCCUGAACACCUGGAGCAUGUCUCCAGACAGCUAUGGGUCCGGCUUUGGUCGAAGGGCAAAGAAGUUCACGAGGAGGAGACCUUUCAUGAGGUCUGUGCAAAGGCUGGCAUGAGUACUGGCACUGCAGAGGAGCUGUGCAGGCUGGCCCAAACACCAGAAAUCAAGGACAAACUGAAGGCAGCUACCCAAGAAGCCGUUGAUGUUGGGGCGUAUGGAUUGCCAGUGUUCACUAUUCAGCUUUCAAAGUUCAGCAAACCGCAAAUGUUCUUUGGCAGUGACAGAUUAGAGCUAAUGGCCUUCCUGGCAGGUAAGCCAUGGCUGGGACCUCGACCACAACAGCCCCGGUCAAGGCUGUAAGAACUAUCGGGGCGUGUGUGGACGAUGCUGCAGCCCACCUGCUAGUACCUUUACAUGAUAGCGGCUCUGCUGCCUUUGACCAUGACAAAGUACUAGUACUUGAUCAUUUGCAAAGUACAGCACAGUCCUUCUAUUUUAUCCUCACUGAGAUGUUUAACUUCCAUGGUAACAUCUUACCUUCACCUCAUCUGGAAAGAAGAAGUCUUGAUCGUUUUCAGCUCCCUCGAAGUUAUGAAUAUUUUGAUUGUAAGAUAUCUCUUCAAGUAGUUUUAAAUUCUCAUUUCUCAGGUGUCUGUCAUGCUAGUAAUGUUUCUGUGUGUUUACUUGAAGUCGCACCACCGUUGAUUGCAAGUCGUGCCCCUUUCUUUAACCUCGAGGUUACUUCUAAAAAGGUGCAUGCAUGCGAUAUGAGUCAUGACUGUAUUGCUGUGCUUCGCCACAGUAUUACCAUGUAGUUCGAAGUACUACAUGAGAGACCGUAGUGUCUUGUAUUAAA
This is a messenger RNA of Sycon ciliatum, 1310 nucleotides long. RefSeq names its product glutathione S-transferase kappa 1-like. The transcript is spliced from 9 exons. The record is from RefSeq and is a predicted model, not a curated record. Gene Ontology annotation, biological process: glutathione metabolic process. Gene Ontology annotation, cellular component: peroxisome; mitochondrion. Gene Ontology annotation, molecular function: glutathione transferase activity; glutathione peroxidase activity. Bases 128 to 814 code for a protein of 228 amino acids. Lineage: Eukaryota; Metazoa; Porifera; Calcarea; Leucosolenida; Sycettidae.